Molecule: messenger RNA, 2452 nt
Organism: Limanda limanda (common dab)
Lineage: Eukaryota; Metazoa; Chordata; Actinopteri; Pleuronectiformes; Pleuronectidae
Product: NLR family CARD domain-containing protein 3-like
Exons: 7
Coding region: 1-2145 (714 amino acids)
Molecular function (GO): protein binding
Source: RefSeq, a predicted model, not a curated record
AUGUCCAUGAGACCUCCUCCAGUCUUCAGUAAAGAACCUGGACCCUCACACACAGAGGAGAGGAAGAGGAGUCAUGUUUCUGAGGAGGAGCAGUCGUCCUGCUGUGCUUCGUGUCAGGACGUCCUGAAGGAUCCAGUCUCCACCAGCUGUGGACACUGGUUCUGCAGACAGUGCAUCACCUCAUACUGGGACCAGUCUGGUUCUUCAGGAGACUCCUCCUGUCCCCAGUGUGGAAAAAGAUCCAGAACAGGAGCUGGAGAUCGUGGUCUGCAGGAGGUUUUUGAUGAACAUCAGCUCAGUCUGAGGAGGAGAUGUGAACAUGUGACUGAAGGAAGUGAUGAAACAGGAAGUAGAACCCUCCUCAACAGGAUCUACACUGAGCUCUACAUCACAGAGGGACAGAGUGAAGAGGUUAAUACUCAACAUGAGGUGAGGCAGCUUGAGACGGCUUCCAAGAUGAAGAUCCUCCACGACACUCCCAUCAGGUGCCACGACAUCUUUAAAGCCUCCACUGACCAGCAGAGCAGCAUCAGAGUCGUCCUGACCAACGGCGUCGCUGGCGUUGGAAAAACCUUCUCGGUGCAGAAGUUCACUCUGGACUGGGCAGAGGGUUUAGAGAACCAGGAUGUGGGUCUGCUGACUGUGCUUUCGUUCAGGGAGCUGAACCUGGUGAAGGACCAGCAGCACAGUCUCCUCACGCUGCUCCGUGUUUUCCAUCCAGCGUUACAGAAGCUCACGGCAGAGACGCUCGCUGUCUGUAAACCUUUGUUCAUCUUUGACGGCCUGGAUGAAAGCAGACCUUCUCUGGACUUCAACCACAGGGAGCUUGUGUCUGAGGUCACACAGAGGUCAUCAGUCAACGUGCUGCUGACAAACCUCAUCCGGGGGAAUCUGCUUCCCUCGGCUCUCGUCUGGAUAACCUCCAGACCUGCGGCGGCCAAUCAGAUCCCUCCUGCAUGUGUUGACAGGGUCACAGAAGUACGAGGCUUCACUGAGGCCCAGAAGGAGGAGUACUUCAGGAGGAGAUUCAGUGAUGAAGAGCUGAGCAUCAGAAUCAUCUCACACAUCAAGACGUCCAGGAGCCUCCACAUCAUGUGUCAAAUCCCAGUCUUCUGCUGGAUCAGUGCUACAGUUCUGGAGCACAUGUUGACCACAGACCAGAGAGGAGAGCUGCCCAAGACCCUGACUGACCUGUACUCACACUUCCUGCUGGUUCAGACAAAGAGGAAGAACAACAAGUACGGUGAGGGACAUGAGACGAGUCCACAGCAGCUGACGGAGGCUGACAGGGACGUUCUCCUGAAGCUGGGGAGGCUGGCACUGAAACAUCUGGAGGAAGGAAACAUCAUGUUCUACCAAGAAGACCUGGAGCGGUGUGGUAUUAAUGUCACAGAGGCCUCGGUGUACUCAGGAGUUUGUACUGAGAUCUUCAGAAGAGAGUGUGUGAUCUUCCAGAAAUCAGUCUACUGCUUUGUUCAUCUGAGCGUUCAGGAGUUCCUGGCUGCAGUCUACAUGUUCCACUGUUACACCGAGAGGAACACAGAAGAACUCAACAACUUCUUGGGAACAUAUAGGAACAGAGACAAUAUUUUCUUUAAUUACAGUCUCGCUGGUUGGGAACUCUCAGAGACUCACUGUGAAGUCGUGGCCUCAGCUCUGAAGUCAGACCCCUCACAUCUGACAGAACUGGAUCUGAGUAACAAUGACCUGCAGGAUUCAGGAGUGAAGCUGCUGUGUUCUGGACUGGAGAGUCCAAACUGUCGACUGGAGACUCUGAGGUUGAGGAGCUGCAGUCUGUCAGAGAUCAGCUGUUCUUCUCUGGCUUCAGCUCUGAAGUCAAACCCUUCUCAUCUGAGAGAACUGGAUCUGAGCUGGAACAACCUGCAGGACUCAGGAGUGAAGGAGCUGUGUGGUUUUCUACAGAGUCCAACCUGUCGACUGGAGACUCUGAGGUUGAAGAGCUGCAGACUGUCAGAGAUCAGCUGUUCUUCUCUGGCUUCAGCUCUGAGGUCAAACCCCUCUCAUCUGAGAGAACUGGAUCUGAGUGACAACAACCUGAAGAACUCAGGAGUGAAGGAGCUGUUUGAUCUUCAGCAGAGUCCAACCUGUCGACUGGAGACUCUGAGAUGGGGGUGGAGAUCUUAAUGUGUAGAGGACAGUGUGUGUGGACGGAGGCUGAGCUGUGUCCUGAGGAUCCAGAGGCUGAAGCAGCAGCAGCUUGUGUGUAGUCUCCAAUCUACACAACCCCUAAUCUGCAUGUGUUUGUGAGAUGAAGCCGGAGCACCUGGAGAAAACACGUGGAGAACAUGCAGACUCCACACAGGAAGACCCAUCUGAACCGGAUUCAAACCAGCAACCUUCCUGCACCGAUUGUGUUUAUUCACAUGAAGAUUGUGUUUAUUGAAAUGACACAACACAAGCAGAAUAUAUAAACCCUCUAUAAAGAGUCACA